Messenger RNA from Teleopsis dalmanni, 1346 nucleotides. Its product is annotated as adenosine 3'-phospho 5'-phosphosulfate transporter 2-like. Gene Ontology annotation, cellular component: Golgi membrane; endoplasmic reticulum membrane. Gene Ontology annotation, molecular function: 3'-phosphoadenosine 5'-phosphosulfate transmembrane transporter activity. The record is from RefSeq and is a predicted model, not a curated record. Gene Ontology annotation, biological process: transmembrane transport. Lineage: Eukaryota; Metazoa; Arthropoda; Insecta; Diptera; Diopsidae.
AAAAUUUGCGUAAUCGUCUGAAUAUUGUGAAUGAACAGUGAAUAAGAGUAAGCAUUCAGUAGUCGUUAUCAUUGCUGAGAAUGUUUGUUUACGUUUACAAUCUAUGUGUGUAAUUGCUAAGCACUUCUAUUACAAGUGCAUUUGUCAUGAAUAAGUAAUCAAGUGUCCGCGAAAAUGAGCAGUCCAAGUCACAGAAGUUCAUUGCCAGUGCCGGAAGUGCGGAUUUUAUGCUUUGACUUAAGUUACUAUAAUAAAACUUCACAGUUUCUGUUAAGUUGUGCCGGGGUUUUUGUGUUAUAUUUACUUUAUGGGUAUUUACAAGAGCUUAUUUUCACAGUAGAUGGUUUUAAGCCAUUUGGAUGGUUUUUAACGUUAGUACAAUUUGGAUAUUAUAUCGUUUUUGGAUUAAUAGAACGCAAAAUUGAAGAACGUCGGCAUGAAAAUGUAACAACUGCACGGUGCAUACCCAUGAGAACAUAUUUUUUGUUAGCAGCAUUGACGCUUGGUACCAUGGGACUAUCAAAUUCUAGUUUAGGUUAUCUAAAUUAUCCAACGCAAGUGAUAUUUAAGUGCUGUAAACUUAUACCAGUACUUCUGGGUAGUAUUUUAAUACAAGGGAAACGUUAUGGACCACUUGACUUUCUUGCUGCAAUUUCCAUGUGCAUUGGCUUAACAUGGUUCACAUUAGCAGACUCACAGUUAUCUCCUAAUUUUAAUACAGUUGGAGUGGCGAUGAUAUCAACAGCAUUACUUUGUGACGCAAUAAUAGGAAAUGUGCAGGAGAAGGCUAUGCGAGAGCACAGUGCACCAAGUAGUGAAGUUGUGCUUUACUCGUAUGGUCUGGGAUUUGUAUACUUAUUUGUGAUUAUGAUAUUAACUGGACAUUUUUUCAAUGGCUUAAAUUUUUGCCUUGAACAUCCGCGUGAAACAUUUGGUUAUGGAUUUUUAUUUAGCCUUUCCGGUUACCUGGGUAUUCAAUUCGUUUUAGCACUCGUGCGGUCGUCUGGUGCUCCAUUGGCAGCUACAGUCACAACAGCGCGAAAAGCAGUGACCAUUCUGAUAUCGUUUUUAUUUUUCAGCAAACCAUUUACGAUGCAGUAUCUUUGGGCUGGGCUGAUAGUAGUGUUUGGUAUAUAUUUAAAUGUAUAUAGUAAAAAGAAUAAAUUGACUUUCCAAGAGUUAGAACACAGGUCUAGAAAAGUUGUGUACAUGUGCAAAAGAGUUUUGUGUUUGUGCAAAAAUGUAGGAAAAUCUGCAAAUCGAAAAUUUUUAGUCGAAGUAUAGAUUUUACUUUAAAGUAAAUAGUAUAUAAUUUCGACCGAUUCGAAUAUCAAAGAAAGGACAAA